AUGGUUAGCGAGUUUUGAGGAUAAGAAUGUGUAAAAAGGGCUUGAGCAGUAGGUUUAGGUUUAGGAUGGAUCGAUUGGAUCCCCGUAAAGAGCCAAGGCGUGAUACUCUUCUGCUAAGCGUGACCUGAACCUUCCUCUAUAAGCUGGACGCCAGCGGGGUUUGCUCCAAAAGCUCGGUAUGUCCGGCGUGGCCUAUCCUCAAACGGGUUCACGAUCUCUUCCUCGCGUGUCAGAAAAGCUCAGUCGCGCCCUUGUCACGCAAGUACUCAGACCCCCUGAUGUUAACGAUCAUUGUAAAUAGUCAUAUGUACAUACCUGAACUAUGUUUGAUUUAACAUGUAAAACGGAAAAAUGACAUUGAAAGCUUAUUUUAUAACAGGCGUAAUCAAAAAUAUUGUUUAAUUUUACAUUUAAAGUAAAAAAGAGCAGUUAGACAUUUUCGGUUUUGGAUAAAACACCGCGUAUCCGGCAAAAGUGAAAGAGUGAUAAACCAUUAAACUUUAACUAUCGAUUAAUAAUUAUGAUGUAAAUUAUUUACUUAGAAAAUAUUGUUGAAGCAGCAGUAAAGAUGGGUUAGAGAAUCGUUUUGAAAGGAAAAUAUAUCGAUAUUUAUCUGUAUCACUGGGAUAUCGGUAUCGGUGCGUUGUGAAUUGUGAUUAAUAACAAAUCGCCUGAAGAUGUCUGCACACGGUUGAGAUAUUUCAACAGUUCUCAGUAGGAUGUCUGGCUACCGUAGAGUCAGUUUUUACGAGCUGUGCCGCCUCUGCACGACGAACGAAGGUGUCAAAGUGCCGAUAUUCGACGGCGAAGGGCGCAGAAGGCAGAUCGAGACGAAGCUGCAGAUCUGUUUACGACUCCAGGUAUCGGAGGUCGACUCGUUGCCAAAACACAUCUGCGAACCUUGUUUGGAGAGGCUGGAGGGUUAUUUCGACUUCAGGGCGAACUGUGUCAGCGCGGAGAUGAUGCUGCAGAGCUACGCGUCCGCUCUCCAGCAUAACGAAGAUUUCAAGAGAGAUGGAACGGUUUAUGUGAAGGACAACGUCGAAUUACCAAAUUUGCAGAUGGCAUUGCAAAACCAAGAGCUUUGUACAUUCAACUUCAAGAGCGAUAUGAACCAGGCUUCUCUUAUAGAAGGAAUUGUGUCUACUGAGGAGGCGACAAACGCUGCAGAAAUUGCUGAGGUGUCAAACUUUGACAAAAUAUCCUUUGAGCACAGCUACUCAAACAAGAGAAAAAUACAGUCGCAUGCGUCAAAAACCGAAUCGAAAGUCAACCCAGACCUCUAUACCAGAAUGAUCGUUGAUGAUUCAUUAAGGGAACAAAAAAUGAUUGUUGGAAGGAUGAAUUCAGUACAGGACACAUUAGAAGAUGAUAUCUCUGUCAAAACGGAGGAACAUAAAACCAACAACUCUGAACAUUUAACUGGAGAAUUAAUAGACCAUGCUGAAGAAGAAUGUUUGGAAAUGAUUGGAUUAAAUGAAAAGGAAGAAGAGAGAAGAAUUUGCAGACUUGAGCCAUGCAGCAGUGACGGUAUCGAAUUGGGCAUAGUGGCUUCGUCUGAAUUUGUCUGCAGGACUUGCACGAAGUGUUUCAAGAGGAAAGAACAUCUAAAUCAACACGUUAAAUCCCAUUCCGUUGAUAGGCCGUUUAAAUGCCGGAGUUGCUCUAGGUCAUUCAACAGGAAAGAACACAUGAUGAGACACGAGCUAUGUCACACGGGCCAAAAAGAAUACAUUUGCGACAUAUGCCUUAAAACAUUCAGUCGAAAAGACAAUGUGAGAAAGCACCGUAGGACGCACGAACCGUCCGGUCCGUACACGUGCGAGUAUUGCGGUAAGGAGUUUGUCAUCAAACCUUACUACAUCAUGCACCGAAACGCCCACAUCACGAAUGGCGAGACCCCUUUAGAACUCCAGUUCCAAUGUAAUAUAUGCCAGAAACAAUUUGCAAAAAAAGAUCUAUUGACGCAACACCUGAAAAAGCAUAAAAUGACCAAAACGGAAACUUAUUCGGAAAGUGAUAAAUCUGAAUGCAAAUCUCAGAUGAUGGACAUCUUUGGUAGUGAUGCAAAAAUCAUGGUCAUCAAACCUAUCAGCUCAGGUUCAAAAUCUAUCAUAGAACAAGCAUUAAAACAGGCUGGCUAGUCUUAGAUGUUAGAUUACCUGUUAAUUUGUUUUUUAUUUUUUUAUUUAAAAGAAAUAUUUUAUUUUUAGCAUUUGUUUUUUACUGUAUUAGAUAUUGAAGUGAAUAUUAAGUUUAGUGUUUUAUGUCUUUUAUUUUAUUUUUUGAAAAACAAAGAGUUAGUAUGUUGCAAAAGCUUUGUGCUGAUUUCACAUGAUCUGCAUUGUCACACAAACUCUCCGGAAAGAGUUAAUAAGUUCUUCCAUUGUGUGCCUCUUAUUUUUUUUUCACAUUAUGUUCUGAAUAUUUAAAUUUCUGCUACAGGUAACGAUAUUAUUAAAAUCCACAUAAUUGUUGAUUUAUAAAGUAGGUCGUUGGCUAAACAAGAAAACAGCUAUUUGGUUGAGUUAUAACUGUGAUAUUCUUUUUUAGAAGAAUCUCUUUAGUUCAUAAUAAUCCACGUAAGCGACAUAUUUUCAAUAUGACAGUUGCAAAACCAAAUAAAAACUUGUAUCAAGACUGUGAGUAAAAUUGUAAAUUUACUCCUGCAUUACCAAAAAAAAAAAAAUUAUUAAUACCAAUUUGGAGUAUUGAGAAAUGGAUCCAAAACUCAAUAUUUUUAACAGAUUGCUAUAACUGCUUCUUUUACGAUCUAUAUAUUUCUUUGUAUUUAAUUUGGUCACCUAUUGCUAAGAAAGAUAUCUAAUAAUUUAAGUAACGAUUUUUCAAAAAUAAAUUUUUUUAUUAAUACCAAUUUG
This is a messenger RNA of Cimex lectularius (bed bug), 2879 nucleotides long. RefSeq names its product zinc finger protein 33B-like. The record is from RefSeq and is a predicted model, not a curated record. Gene Ontology annotation, molecular function: zinc ion binding. NCBI's taxonomy places the organism in Eukaryota, Metazoa, Arthropoda, Insecta, Hemiptera, Cimicidae. Bases 720 to 2144 code for a protein of 474 amino acids. Gene Ontology annotation, cellular component: nucleus. The transcript is spliced from 8 exons.